AUGGACAAAAGGGCUACUGGGGCUGCUGCCACGUCUCUAGUAAUCCCUGAGAAGUUCCAGCACAUUUUGCAAGUACUCAACAACAAUACUGAUGAGCAGCAUAAUAUUGCUUUAGCCAUUACAGCAAUUAAGGGUGUGGGGCAAAUAUUUGCUCAUGUGAUGUUGAGGAAAGCAGACAUCGACCUCCCCAAGAGGGCAGGAGAGCUCACUGAGGAAGACGUGGAAGGUGUGAUCACCGCUAUGCAGAAUCCACACCAGUACAUGAUCCCAGACUGGUUCUUCAAUGUGAAGGAUGGAAAACACAGCCAAGUCUUGGCCAAUGGUCUGGACAACAAAUUUCAUGAAAACCUGGAACAAAUGAAGAAGAUUUGGGCCCACAGAGGGCUGUGCCACUUCUGGGGACUUUGUGUCCGAGGCCAACACACCAAGACCACAGGCCACCAUGGUUGCACCAUGCAUGUGUCCAAGAAGAAAUAA
Molecule: messenger RNA, 477 nt
Organism: Balaenoptera ricei (Rice's whale)
Lineage: Eukaryota; Metazoa; Chordata; Mammalia; Artiodactyla; Balaenopteridae
Product: small ribosomal subunit protein uS13-like
Exons: 1
Coding region: 1-477 (158 amino acids)
Biological process (GO): translation
Cellular component (GO): cytosol; small ribosomal subunit; ribosome
Molecular function (GO): RNA binding; structural constituent of ribosome
Source: RefSeq, a predicted model, not a curated record